UGUUGGUUCACACGUGUGGUUGGCGCGAAGAAUUAGGUUUUAGAAUCUCAGAUUUUAUCUAGUUUUUAGUCUGAAAUAGCUUAUUUUUUCACRAUCAAAAUGGGUGAACUUACUCCUGCUUCAGURAAGAAGCUAAAAGUUGCAGARUUACGYUCAGAGCUGUCCAAACUUGGACUUGACACGAAGGGAAACAAGCCUGUCCUUGUGCARCGUCUUCUCGAAGCGAUUUCUGAUGCAAAGGAAGACAAUAUCGAGACGAACGAAGAUAGUGCUGGUGCUACUACAACGGAAGAAGAAAGUCAAGAUGAAAGUGCACAAGAAAGUGAACCCUUAAAAGAAGAAGARAAUGAGAAACCAGAAGAGGAAUCUACUCCUGUGGCCAGCACUGUGGCAGAGGAGACAGUVGAAGAACCGAAAGUUGUCGAACAGAGCACCGUAGAGCCAAAAGUCCAACAAGAACCUACGAAAGAAGAAACUAUGCCUGUGAAUGAUACAGAAAUGGCUAGUGAGGAGYCUAAACCAACUUCCGAGGAAACUAAAAAUGAAGUUCCAGAGACUGAUGCGAAAGAAACACAGGAAACAUCGAAGGAAGAACCAAUGGAUCAAACACCAGCCGUCCAAACAACAACAGAGACAACAACAUCACCAGUUAAAGAUGAAGAUAAGCCAAAGGAAGUCGUGGACCAUGACACAUCAGUUGACUUUAGCAAAGUUGAAGAAGAGCCUGAAGUUGAACUUGAUGAUUCACUAGUUGUUUUAGAUAAGUACACCAGUGAUUUGUUCAUUAAAGUCAGCCCAGAAGCUUUAAGUUGUGGCACACUAAAAGAAGAGUGUUUCUUGUACAUGGCUGGUGGUGUCAGAGCAACAUGGGGUGUUAAAAGUGGCAAGGUUUGCUUUGAAGUCAAAGUUACUGAACUGCACGAAGUUCAACUCCCUGAUUCAGAGGAACCGAAGAAUUCAAUAAGAGUUGGCUGGUCUGUUGAGGCAGCAAACCUUCAACUAGGAGAAGACAGUCAUUCUUAUGGCUAUGAUAAUUCAGGAAAAAAGUGUCACAAUUCUGAGUUCACUGACUUUGGAGAGACAUUUGGAAAAGAUGAUGUCAUCACAUGCUAUCUGGACCUKGAGAGUGAAGUCAAAAAGAUGUCAUUCAGUAAAAAUGGUGAAGAUGUUGGAGAAGCUUUUGAAUUAUCAGAAGAUGUAAAAGACACAGUAUUCUUUCCUCACGUCUCAAUCAARAAUGCUGACUGUAGUUUGAACUUUGGCUCCCAGGAUGAAGCCUGGUUUGCUCCUAAAGAAGGCUUUGCAUUCAUUCAAAAUGUAUCUGAUGAAUUGAAAGUCCAUGGUGUUAGAGGUCCAGCUAACAAGAGUGACUGUGAGGUUUUAAUGAUGAUAGGAUUACCAGCUUCUGGCAAAACAACUUGGGUUAAAAAGUACAUCGAAGAAAAYCCUGACAAGCAUUUCAAUGUACUUGGUACCAAUGAAGUCCUGGACAAAAUGAAGCUGAUGGGAGUUGCCAGGAAGCAGGAAACYAGCGGCUACAAUAAACACAUGGACAAAGCUGCUAAAUGCUUGCACAGACUSUUUGAAAUAGCACCCUCAAAGAAAAGAAACUACAUUCUGGAUCAGACAAAUGUCUAUACGUCAGCACAGUCCAAGAAGAUGCGUCCAUUUGAAGGAUACCAGAAGAAAGCAAUAGUAUGCAUCCCAUCCCAGAGUACUUUGAAGGAAAGAAUGGAUGAACGAAAGAAUGAAGGAACUGAACUUCCUUAUAAUGCUAUUUGUGAUAUGAAAAGGAAUUUCAGCUUGCCAAAGGCUGGAGAUCUCUUUAAUGAAGUAACAUACGUUGACCAAGAUGAAGAGAACUCAAAGACGAUUGUAGCUGAAUACAUUAAAGAGGUUGGRCCUCCACGAUCAAGAUACUCUAGUGGUGGUUACGAGCCUGACCRUAAACGACCUCGCUAUGAUGACAGAUCUCGACAUAGAGGCUAUGGUGGAAGUGGUGGGUGGUCUGGUGGUUCAAACAGAGACCACCGUCGCUAUGACGACAGGAGAGGUGGAUAUCGCAACCCGCAGUAUAACAGACGAGGCAAUUCCCCUCAUUAUGGGUCCAACCGAGGAGGCUACAGAGACAACUAUCGAGGAGGUAGAGGAGGCUAUCAAGGAGGAGGAUACCACGACAGGAAUCGUCAGGGAGGCGGUAACCGUAGUUAUGGUGGCGGGAAGAGCUAUAGCAGUGGCGGUAGCUAUGGCGGUAGCAGUGGAAAUCAACAUCGACAGCAGUAUAACUACAACAGUGGGAACCAACAGUCUUCAAGUUAUAGUCCACAACAAAGCUCAUACGGUAACUACCAGUACUAUCAACAACAAGGUUAUCAGCAGUAUGGYCAACAACAACAACAACAGCAGAGCCAGCAGUCUACAGCACAGGGAUACCAACAAUACCCCGCUUAUUACCAACAGGGAACGUAUCAACAGGGAGGCUAUGGUUAUGGCUACUAGAACCUUUUCUCUGUGUGUAUUUUAACUGUAAAUAGCUGGUUUUAUAAACAAAUCGUAUUCAAAACAGACGUCAUUUUUCACCGCGGGUUACGUGGCGAAUUCAUACUACUUUGAGUAAGGUUGUUGAUCUUCGUGAUUUGAUAUGACUUUGCUGUGGAAAACAGAAAAAUGUGAAGACAGAAGCGUCUUUUUCGUUGAAAUGAGAUAUUACACGCCAUGACUGUUAUGGUUAUAGUCAGUCAAGACUCUCAUUUCGCUGCAAUUCCUCAAGCCGAUGUAAAGAAGAGGCCAGAGGACUGGAACUAGUUUAUAGAUAAAGUCAGCAACAACCUGUUGCAGGAAUGGAGUGAUUUUCUUCGGACUAUAAAAGAGCAACCAAACUUAUACAUGUUAUAUAGUAGACUAUGUUUCCACGGCUUUUGUUGGAAACUAGGGUUAAGUCAUUGAAUCCGUGAAAAUUUAACAUCAAUUAGAMAAGAAAGUAAAUGGUGGAAUAAGAAUAUCUAUUUCACGUUUUUUUACCUCUCUAGAGUUAAGUCAAAAAAUCUGAAAUAGAUAUUACACUUUAAUACACUUUAAUUCCAUUGUUUUCUUUGUGUCUAUUUGACUUUCACACUUUAAUAGUCGAGAUUCAUUUCACGGAUUUAAUGAAACUAUUGGUCACUAACUACCAGUUUAUAUUUCACAGUUUGAUGAGAAUCACUCCACUGUUAACCUUAUUUUUUUUAGUUCACUCUUGAAUUUUGAAUUUGACAAGAAGAAGAUGUUUUUGGCAUUGCAUGAUUCUUGGUCAACUACUUUUGAUAAUCUAUUUUAUAUGAAUCCUCGUUUGUUGGUGACAUCGAUAUAAGAUUAAUUCAUUGUAUACUAAUAUUUGACAGCCUUUCAGUGUGUUCGCAUGUAGUGCAUUUUAGAAUCGAGUUCAAUCAGUAGAGAAAUUUAGUGUAGUAAAUAGUAGUGCUAUUUUGUAAUUUUCAUGUCUCUUCAUGUUUUGCUAAAUACAUCGUCAUCUAGGAUUCUAGCGUCCAAUAAAACUCUUGUUUUGUSUAUCUGCACAGAGAGCUACUCUCUGACGUCACAUGCAAGAGUCUAGUUUACRCUUUA
Messenger RNA from Exaiptasia diaphana, 3603 nucleotides. RefSeq names its product heterogeneous nuclear ribonucleoprotein U-like protein 1. The record is from RefSeq and is a predicted model, not a curated record. Gene Ontology annotation, molecular function: protein binding. The coding region runs from base 100 to 2499 and encodes 799 amino acids. NCBI's taxonomy places the organism in Eukaryota, Metazoa, Cnidaria, Anthozoa, Actiniaria, Aiptasiidae. The transcript has 11 exons.